AGAAAAAAAGACCAAGUUAAAAUGGCCCCAGUUAGUAAGGCUGAUAAGAAGGCAGCCGUAGAUGCCGCUGCGUGGAUGUUCAAUGUCGUCACUUCCGUCGGGAUCAUCAUCGUCAAUAAAGCUUUAAUGGCGACAUAUGGAUUUAGCUUUGCGACAACCUUAACGGGAUUACAUUUCGCCACGACAACUCUGAUGACAGUCAUUCUAAGAUGUCUUGGUUAUAUUCAGCCUUCUCAUCUUCCCUUCACUGAGCUUCUGAAAUUCGUUCUUUUGGCAAACUUCUCCAUUGUUGGAAUGAACGUCAGUCUUAUGUGGAACUCUGUGGGGUUUUAUCAGAUUGCAAAGCUUAGCAUGAUUCCAGUAUCCUGCUUGUUGGAAGUGGUGUUCGAUAAGAUUAGAUACUCGAGAGACACAAAGCUUAGCAUCGGACUGGUUCUUCUAGGUGUUGGUGUUUGCACUGUAACCGAUGUUAGUGUGAACACCAAAGGCUUCAUAGCUGCCUUUAUCGCAGUGUGGAGUACUUCUCUGCAGCAAUACUAUGUACACUAUCUUCAGCGAAAAUACGCGCUUAGUUCGUUCAACCUUUUGGGCCACACUGCUCCAGCGCAGGCUGCAACAUUGCUGAUUGUCGGCCCAAUCCUCGACUACUGGCUGACAAACAAACGUGUAGACAAAUAUGACUACGACAUAGUUUCCGUGAUGUUCAUAGUUCUGUCGUGCACGAUCGCAAUCGGAACAAACUUGAGCCAGUUCAUAUGCAUCGGGAGGUUCACCGCCGUGUCAUUCCAAGUGCUGGGCCACAUGAAAACGAUCCUGGUGCUGAUAAUGGGAUUCUUCUUCUUUGGAAGAGAUGGCCUGAACCUUCACGUUGUCCUCGGAAUGGUGAUCGCAGUUCUCGGGAUGAUAUGGUACGGCAAUGCGUCGUCGAAGCCCGGGGGAAAGGAAAGGCGGAGUUAUUCUCUUCCGACGACCCGGCAACAGAAACACGGCGGUGGUGCUUCAGAUUCGGAUGGUCACGAAGGCAAGGCCUAGUAGUAGAUGGAUCAUGGAACACAUCAGGGUUCUCCACACAUAGUUCAAACUUGCUGGUCGAGCUAUUCUUUUCUUGCUUCUUUUUUCAGCGGUAUAUGUAAUUCUAGUUGUCCUAAUUUGGUAUCUAAUUGCGCCAUUUUUUUCCAUAUUAUGGACGAUUUGAGUGUUUUGAAAUUUUUCGAGGAAUUAAGUUAUUAUUAGUGUCUUG
Tarenaya hassleriana is the source of this 1240-nucleotide messenger RNA. RefSeq names its product UDP-galactose transporter 2-like. The transcript has 5 exons. Gene Ontology annotation, molecular function: antiporter activity; UDP-galactose transmembrane transporter activity. Gene Ontology annotation, cellular component: Golgi apparatus. Lineage: Eukaryota; Viridiplantae; Streptophyta; Magnoliopsida; Brassicales; Cleomaceae. Bases 22 to 1032 code for a protein of 336 amino acids. The record is from RefSeq and is a predicted model, not a curated record.